Molecule: messenger RNA, 1796 nt
Organism: Pyricularia grisea
Lineage: Eukaryota; Fungi; Ascomycota; Sordariomycetes; Magnaporthales; Pyriculariaceae
Exons: 2
Coding region: 145-1674 (509 amino acids)
Biological process (GO): regulation of transcription by RNA polymerase II
Cellular component (GO): SWI/SNF complex; NuA4 histone acetyltransferase complex
Molecular function (GO): chromatin binding
Source: RefSeq, a predicted model, not a curated record
CAGCAACGCAACUUACUUAGCACAGGAAGGAAGCUUCUCCAAGCUCCCAACCAAUUCUUGCUAGUCCUGCACGGAAACCCCAGGCAUUUCGCCCAACGUUCAGUUCAAUUGACACCUCAGACGCCGCCUUAUCGCACACACAUCAUGGCGCAACCAUUAUCAUCGGCGGUUCAACCGACUGACAUAUACGGUGGAGAUGAAGUAUCCGCUCUCGUCCUCGACCCGGGAUACUGUUACACACGCGCCGGCUUUGCAGGAGAGGACGUGCCAAAAAGCGUCCUGCCGUCUUUCUAUGGCCACACCGAGGAUGGCCGCGAUCUCUUCGGCGACGAUGUCAUGCUGCCCCGCCCCGGCUUCGAGGUCCGCAACUACAUGAGCCGCGAAAGCAUCGUCGAAGACUGGGACGUCGCUCAGAAGAUGUGGGAACACAUGCUCGUCAAGCGCAUGCAGCCCGAUCGCGUACACCUCCUGGGCCGCAAGCCGCCCAAGCUCAAGCAGUCCCAGCAACAGCAGCCGACCAAGGACAAGGAGGGCGACGUCGAGAUGGGUGGCGCGGAUGGCGAAGCCGCACCCGCAGCCACCGAGGAGGCCGCAGCCGCGGCGGAGGAGGACGAGCUGCUGGAGCUGGCGCUGGGCGAAAACCCGCUGCUCAUGACCGAGUCCCCCUGGAACACGCCCAAGGCGCGCGAGAAGGCCAUCGAGCUGGCCAUGGAGGGCUGGGGUGUGCCGGCCUUUUGGCUGACCAAGACGCCCGUUCUGGCAGCAUUCGCGGCCGGCAAGGCCACGGCGCUGGUUGUGGACUGUGGCGGUGCCAACACGAGCGUCACAGCGGUACACGAUGGCAUGGUGCUCAAACGGUCGGUGCAGCGGUCUCAAGUUGGAGGCCUCUGGCUUUCGGAUCAGAUCCGACGCAUGUGGGACUCACAGGACCCGCGCGUGAAGGCAACGCCACACUUCAUGGUGGAGAACAAGACGCCCGUCGACGCGGGCGCCGAGCCCAACGUCCGCCUGCGAAAGUUUGACUUUGAUAUUCACCCUUCCUUCCGUGCUUACGAGGAGGAGCGCCUCCUGACCGAGUUCAAGGAAUCGGUCGUCGAGGUCUGGCGCGGCCCGCAGAAGUUCACUGCCCCGGGGACUGAGGAGUACAUCAAGUCGCAACCCGGCCGCGUCUUCGAGAUGCCCGAUGGAUACAACCAGAUGUGGCGCGAGCAGCGGUACAAGGUUGCCGAGGGCAUGUGGGACGAGGCCGCCGCGUACCCGGCUGCCUCUGGUAGCAGCAGCAAUGGAAAUGGCGCGACAUCCACGCCGACACCAGCAGGAGCAGCGGCAGCCGAUGGCAGUGCAGCCAAGGUGCAGACUAUCCCGGACCUGAUCAGCGCGUGUCUCAAUGGCGUGGACCAGGAUCUGCGACCUAACCUACUGGCCAACGUCGUGGUUACAGGGAGCACGAGUCUUCUCAACGGCUUCAACGACCGCCUCAACGGAGAGCUGUCAGCCAAAUACCCCACUCUGCGCGUGAAGCUGCACGCCGCUGGUUUGACAACCGAGAGGCGGUUUGGCUCAUGGAUCGGUGGCAGCAUUCUGUCCAGCCUGGGUACCUUCCACCAGAUGUGGAUCUCGCGCAAGGAGUACGAGGAGAACGGGCCAGGUAUUGUCGAGAAGCGGUGCAAGUGAGGCAGCAGGGCCGGUUUGGCGUGGACUAGGCUUGUUGUUCAGCUGCUUUUUAUAAUUCUUUUACUAGCAAGAGGGCGUAUUACGAGUUGAAAAGAGGAGGCAACAAAACAUGGCGUCUGGCG